GUUGUGGUCGUAGUCGUCGCCGUCGUUGAAGACGUUGUAGUCGCUGUCGGUGUCGUUGACAAUUUGCUGUGCUGUGCUGUGCUGUGCUGCGCCGCUGCUGUUGUGGAUUUUGUUGGAAUUAAAGAAAUUGUUUUUCUUUUUUCUUCCUUCGCAACAACAAUACUAUUACGAUUCUUUUUUUUUAUACAUUUCCUAUUAAUUCUUCGGUAACAAUUUUCACACGGUAGUACCAACUGAAACUCACUGAAAUUUAGCAAUGGAAAAAAGUUGAAUUUGUGGAAAAAUGAUGAUAUUUGUGCAAUUUGUGUGAGAAAAAAGAGAAAAUUAUAUAUUAAAUGGCAGCAAAGGAUAGGUGAAAGUUGAGUGCUUAACACAGAAAGCAAAGAAAAGAAAAAUUGAAAAAAUGUGAAAAAUUAUGUACGAGAAUUCUGCGUUUAUAUUAAUUGUGUGUUGUAAGAAAAAAAAUAUAUGUACAUACUUACGUACGUGAAAGCUGAAAGGGAGUAAAGGAAAUGUGUAACUAAUCUAUGGUUUUGUGUUACGCUGCCAUCAUAAACGACGAUUUAACCGUGAAUAUUGCCCGAUAAGUGUUACACCUUCGAAAUUGGCUACGAACCCACAACAGAAAUCAGAUUUCACAUAAAUAUUUACAGCAGCGUCAACACGAUACCUCCCAUCCGUCGUCUACUACAAUACUAAAUAUUACAACUGCAGAGUGUAUAUAAAUACAUAAAUACAAACAUACAAACAAACUGGCAUACAUAAGUCGUAUAUUCAUUUAUAUGCUGGUUGUUUAUUGUACACAUCUGGCACUUUAAAAAAAGGGUAUUAAAUUAUAUACAUACAUACAUAUAUACUCGUAGGAAGAAACAAAAUUUCUUCGCCAACAAAGUGUCAACAUAAAACAUCAAAUUGGCGGUUGGAGUGUGGUUUUGGUUUGGUAUUUUUAAAUACAUCAUAAUUUCGCACAAGAUCCGGUGAUGUGGGACAACCCCCGCAACGGGAAAUGCAACAAACCCAACGUUAUAUACCGUCUGUAUCUGAUUUAUAUGGAACGGACGAGAUAGAACUCCUACUGGACGAAAUACGUGAAUUAGAACCGGUCUGCUGUCAGCUGGACGAUGAACAGGAUUUUGAAAUAGCUGGCAGCAGAGCCGGUGAGCUGUCACUAUCCUUAGAAUCGCCGCUGGGCACGUGCACGUCGUGGGACUCGCACGCCAAUUAUAAACAGCGCAGCGGCCAAACGCCACUGCCAUGGGGUGUAGCCCUACACUGUGAUCCGCAACACUUGAAAACGCCUACAGGGAUUGUGCGAAUUCUUUUGGUGUUAUCGUCAGCCGCUUGUCUCGCCUGCGAAUGUUCCGCCGGCACAGUACAAGUUGGCCUCUUUUUACUGCCACUCAUCGGACGCUUGAGAUUAAUGGUCUUCUGUGCGAUCUUCUCCUUACUAAUCACCUGUCUGAUGUUAUUUCUAGAUAUUUCACACAUAGCACUCAUGUUCCCCUUCAAUUGGACUAAAGUUAAUACAUGGAUGUACCUGAGCAUUGGUUUGAUAUUAAUAUUGAGCUCGACACUGGUAAUGCAUAUGGUGCUUUACGCUGAAGAAUACAUUGCCGUCAACAAGCACACCAAGGACACACUUUUUACUUCAGCGUUUAUCGGUUACAUUUGUGCCAUCGAAUCAUUUAUACUAUCUGGUAUUGCCUCCUGGCCAUGGACGCAAUAUUAUCGUCAGGUACCCGACGAUGGUAGUGAAAUGUAUAUUGAAGAUCGUGAAAUGACACCAAUGAGUCCAAUCGAGAGUACAGAUGUGCCGAAUACACAUCAUCAAAUACAACAUAACAAUCGAAAUAAUAGCACUGCACACAGCGAAACAAAUCACAAUAAUCAGCAACAGCAACAAAUACAACAACAACAGCAACAACAACAAUACAAUCGAAUAUCAUCGUCGUCGUCCUAUAAUCAAAAGCCUUAUAUACCUGCCAAACGACCCAAUGAAUUGAUUAACCAAAGACCAACACUGGGCCACACCCAAACAACCAGGAAACCAAAUACUCGUUACCGUGAAGGCUAUCAUUAUCAACCAGUUGCGUCAACGUCCCGCCAGAGUCCCACAUUCGUCUUAGGCGAUGACAUUGGGGCCGGUCCAUCCACAUCCCGAUCCAAUGAUAAUUCUAGUGCGUGAUAGUUUUUAUUCCUCAUAAUAAUGUAAUGAAAUUUAAAAUACAAUAAAAACCAAAAAGAAAUAAUAAUAAUAGUGAAGACAAGAAAACAAUUUAAAUCAAUAAAAGAAAGCGUACACAAUAAAACAUUGUCAUUGAAUGAAAAUUCAUAAUAAUCAUAAUAAUUAUUAUAACGAAGUUGGAGGAAGAGAGAGUAAGAAAAUAUAAAAAAUAGUAAUAGAAACCAAAAAUUAUAUUAAUAUAUCUGCGGGUAUGAAAAUAAAAUGAUUGUAAAAGCUGAAUUUUGGUUUAGCAACGAAUACUGAAGAGAAAAUCUAUUAUAAUAAAGAGAAAAAAACAUUCAAACAAAAUGCAUUUGGUAAUUGUAACGAAUUGUUUAUAGCUGAAUAAAACAAAAAAAAACAUAUAUA
Molecule: messenger RNA, 2593 nt
Organism: Ceratitis capitata (Mediterranean fruit fly)
Lineage: Eukaryota; Metazoa; Arthropoda; Insecta; Diptera; Tephritidae
Exons: 6
Coding region: 1007-2185 (392 amino acids)
Source: RefSeq, a predicted model, not a curated record